This is a messenger RNA of Anolis sagrei ordinatus, 1929 nucleotides long. It is a transcript of the gene GSTZ1, whose product is annotated as glutathione S-transferase zeta 1. The record is from RefSeq and is a predicted model, not a curated record. Lineage: Eukaryota; Metazoa; Chordata; Lepidosauria; Squamata; Anolidae. Gene Ontology annotation, biological process: glutathione metabolic process; L-phenylalanine catabolic process. Gene Ontology annotation, molecular function: maleylacetoacetate isomerase activity; glutathione transferase activity. Gene Ontology annotation, cellular component: mitochondrion; cytoplasm.
AACACCCGGAGGGCCGAAGUUGGCCUAUGCAGAGCCGAAACUACAAUUCCCAGGCUUCCAAUUACUUCCAGUUACCUCCUUCUAAGGAAAGUCUGUCUUCGGGAAUUGGCUGCCUCAAAGCGACCUCGAAACACAGCCAGGGUCAAGUUAUAAAAGGGAACGAACUUUAACCUCCAGCGGGACAGAAGCGAAACAAAAGCAGGGUGCGGAAGAUGUGUGCCGCGCUAGCCAAGCUUUCAUUCUGAGGAUACCUGCAUGUAGAAAGCAUGGAGACCUCCACAAAGCCACUCCUCUAUACUUACUUUAGAAGCUCCUGCACCUGGAGAGUGCGAAUUGCACUGGCUCUGAAAGGCAUUGCCUAUGACCCAUCCCCUGUGAAUCUUGUGAAGGAUGGAGGGCAGCAGCUUUCUCCAGAAUUUCAAGCAGUGAAUCCAAUGAAGCAAGUCCCUGCUCUCAGAAUUGAUGGCAUCACUCUAUCACAGUCGCUAGCCAUAAUAGAGUAUCUGGAGGAGACAAGACCAAAUCCUAGGAUUCUGCCUCAGGAUCCUAAGAAGAGAGCUCAGGUCCGGAUGAUUUCAGAGCACAUUACGUCUGGAAUUCAACCCUUGCAGAACCUGAGUGUCCUUCAGCAAAUGGGAGACAAGAAGCUAGACUGGGCACAGCGCUGCAUUUCCAGUGGCUUUGAAGCUUUGGAGCGGAUUCUGCAAGAAACAGCUGGACGCUACUGUGUUGGGAAUGAGGUGACCAUGGCUGAUUUGUGCUUGGUCCCCCAAGUGUACAAUGCUGACAGAUAUCAAGUGGAUCUUACACCCUACCACACAAUAAGACGAAUCAACAAAGCUCUUCUGGAGUUAGAAGCAUUCCAGACAAGCCACCCAUCUCGGCAGCCAGAUACCCCGUCAGACCUAAAAGCCUGAAGUUGCUAGUUUUUAUUAUAGUUUGAAUACACUCACCCUGCAGAAUAUUUUAGGAAAGCUUUAUUAAAAUCUUUUAAAGAAGCAAGAUGAUUUGGGGGGGGGGGGAGAUGCAAGGAAAAAAUGACCUUGAUUAUGUUUGAAAUUUUUAAAUGCCAUUAUGAAAAAAAAAUUAAAAAGUUUUGAAUAUGCUGUGCAGUUGAUGGCAAAUUGUGCCUUUGAACAGAUAGCCUUUCAUGCUGCAUGCCAAUAUACUGUGCAGAUAUGCAAUUUUUCACCCUUUAACCAAUUUUCUAUGGACCAGUAAGUGAUAUUUUGCCUAAUUCACAUUUAUUCUGACAGAGAUUCUCUUGAAUCAUCUUGUUGUAAAAUGUUUACCAGGGAACCAGCUCAAUGCCCCAUUAACAUGAACGUAUUAAUGUGUGUUUGUGUGAGAGAGACAUCUUCAGCAUCAUGAACUGAAACCAUAAGAGAUGUUUUUCCCUUGAAGGGCCAAACUUCAGAGGGUUGAAUGUUUAGUCUCAUUCUUAAAACAGGGGGUAUGGAAAAUAUUUAUGAGAGAGGAGUGUUGAAGAAGAAUGAAACUUAUUCUCCAUCGCACUCACAUCAGUUCAUCCCAUAGCUGGACUCUUCUCCUAUUUUGCAGCUUAAUUACAAGAAAGCCUAAACCCAUCAGAUAUUGCACCUUUAAAGUAAAGAACAGGUGGACUUAAAUUAUAAUUAUGUAUGACAUUAAAAUUCUAUAGUGAUCUCAAAGGAACUAGCCUUUAAAAAGCUGGCAUGUGAAUUAUUUUACAUUUGCCCUCUCCCAUUUGCCUCUGUUUCAGCUUGUUUUUCAUUGCUUUGCAUAGUCAGUGUUGCUGCCUACCACCGUUCAAGCUGCCUAUUAUUUUUAUUAACUGUAUUUUAUCCUGCUUUUCCCCCAAUAUAGAGACACAAUGCCUAUACCUUUUUUACUCUAUUUGUAUAGCAAAAAAGAAACGGCAGCAAUUAUAAAUCUUUCAAAAAUUAACAA